CCACGUUUUAACAAUGGAUUUGACCCACCUACACGCAAUCGCCAUUAAAAUUAAGGUUACUUUUACACCCACAGAGAAAUUUGUAUUGCAAGAGAAAUUUUGCUGGUUCAAGAUUGCACAGAAGAAAGAAGAAAGAUUUUGAGAAUGUCGAGAGGGAAUUUGGUGACAAUUGACUUCAUGGGAGUCGACAAGGGGAAGGAUUUGCCCCCCAAGGAAAAAUGUGUUCAUGAUUUGUCUUGGAUUAAGCCCAAUAUGAUGCAGAGAGUCCUGUCUUUGAAUAAGGAUAUUGAGUGUUUGCAGGCCUUGAAGGGAUUGUCUUCUGGUACAAACUCCAGACCCAGUACUGGAGAUGUAUCAGGCAGUCAAUCCAACACCACCCAGCUUACCAUUUUUUACAAUGGCACAGUAAGGGUCUAUGAUGUUUCUGAAGACAAGGCUAAAUCUAUCUUCAUGCUCGCUGGUGGUGAAAACAGCUCUAACAAAUCAUCCUCUGAGGAGGAGUCACAGAAGUUUGGCGCCUCUGUUAUGAAUCAAGGACUACUUAAAAAACUACACACAGAUCUUCCAAUUGCAAGAAAACAAUCUCUGCAACGCUUCCUGGAGAAGAGGAAGGAUAGGAGGAUCAUGGCCGCCCCCUACUUGACCAAGGGUGAAAGCAACACAACACCAGUUUAAAGCAGAAGCACAAGCAGUCUUACAGAGGAAUGAUCUCUACAAGAAAAAGAAAAAGAGAGAAUUCCACUAACUCUGAAUCACUAUUACAUACAUCAUAUUUAUUUAUUUGACUAAAAACUCAAAAUGCAAUGGAUGGUGCGAUUGCCACCACUUGGACGGCUAUAAAAGUGACACGUUUUACCUAGCACGUGUUCCGGAAAAUUUAAAUUUAAUUUGACAACCAACCAAAGAUUAUUUAUUCA
Molecule: messenger RNA, 917 nt
Organism: Cryptomeria japonica (Japanese cedar)
Lineage: Eukaryota; Viridiplantae; Streptophyta; Pinopsida; Cupressales; Cupressaceae
Product: protein TIFY 9
Exons: 6
Coding region: 145-675 (176 amino acids)
Biological process (GO): regulation of defense response; response to wounding; regulation of jasmonic acid mediated signaling pathway
Cellular component (GO): nucleus
Source: RefSeq, a predicted model, not a curated record